Molecule: messenger RNA, 3913 nt
Organism: Anarrhichthys ocellatus (wolf-eel)
Lineage: Eukaryota; Metazoa; Chordata; Actinopteri; Perciformes; Anarhichadidae
Gene: matr3l1.2
Product: matrin 3-like 1.2
Cellular component (GO): nucleus
Molecular function (GO): RNA binding; zinc ion binding
Source: RefSeq, a predicted model, not a curated record
CGAAGGAAACAUCGCGAUACUUCAGUCUUCUCGUCCUGCGCUGUGUGGUUAGCUCAGCUAGCUUUCAUCUACGCAUGAGGAUAAGAAGAUCCAGAGAAGAGGACGUUCAGGGAUGCUAACGUUCAGACCCUUUUGAGCUUCUUUAUCUUGACUCUUGUACUGAAAACGAGCCGGACGGCGGCGUCAUGUCUCAGAAGUCGCAGUCAGACGGGGGUCAGAAGCACUUCGCCGUGGGCCGGGGGCUCCUGGCCGCCGCAGAGACCUUGAACUUCAGCAUGAACGAGCAGCGAUCCAGCCGGCUGAUGGGGGGCGUGGCCUCAGGUGUGGGGGUGGGCGGCAGCAUGGACAACCAGGACCCCCAGAUGUCCCGGCGUGGUGGCGGUAGCCACAUUGGCAACACCAUGAAGCUGUUUGCCAGCUUGGGGUUGUCGCCAUCCGACCUGGACGCUCUGGCCGAGAUCCCAGAAGAGGACAUCAGCGUGGAGACGCUGCCGCGCAUUCUCAUGCAGCUCAAGAGCCGCAAGGGGGAUGCAGGAGAGCGGCGGGGGGGGGGCACGUCCUCCAUGUCCUCCGGCGGCGGGUACCGAGGAGGACGGGACUGGGACCACGUGGGGAGGAUGGGCGGUCCUUCUUCUCUGGGUCCUGGUUCAGCCCGGGUCCAGACCUCUGCAGACUUUGGGUACAGUUCACUGCAGGACGGCGCUCCCAGCCGGGGCUACGGCUUGAACUACGGCGGCGGUGGUGGUGGGGGGGGCAGCAGAGACAGGCCGUACUCGGAGCUUUCCCACCAUGACUCCUACGGGGGGCUCAACAUGGGGCCGCCGACCUCCGACCCCGGCUUUAGUAGGAACAGGAGGAUGGGCCCCCCGUCCAACGGGAAGAUCCAAGACUUCUUGGGGGUCACGCCCCCCAUGUUGCCCCACGUGUGCUCUCUUUGUGACUUUGAUGUUCACUCCAUCAUGGAGUGGAACCAGCACACUAACGGACUACGACACGAUGAGAACAGACGGCUGCUGCUCAACAUGUAUCCAGACUGGGACCCUGGAAGGACUUCAGGUAGAAGUGGGAGUCUUCUGGACCCCCCCAACAUGUCUGCAGGGCUGCUGGGACCGGCCCCCAUGUCUUCAGCUCAGACGGGAGGAGGGAUGUCCUCCAGCUGGGGAGGAGGUGGAGGAGGUCCUGGUCUGUCAGGAAAGAACCAGUCUGGACAGAAUAAGCUGAGGAGCAGAGUGGUGGUGGUGAAGUACGACAGGAAGCCUUUAAGCAACAAGACUUUGUUCUCCUUCACCGAGCCGUUCGGCCUCCUGACAGAACACCUGGUCCUGAAGAACCAGGCCUUCCUGGAGAUGAGCAGCCACGAGGAGGCUGUGGACAUGGUGACCUACUACGAGCAGCACCAGGCGGCUCUGUACGGGAAACCGGUCACUUUCUACCUGUCCAGGAGGCUGCUGGUCAUCGAGAAGGACGAGCAGGCCGCUGACAGGUCCGUGGACAGACCCGCCAGGGAGGUCAAAGGUCAAGGCAGCCAGGUGGUGUUCUUCUCCAACCUGCCCAGAGAGGAGGAGAAGAAAAAGGAGCUGCUGACCGUCGCUGGACGCUUCGGAGUCGUGGAGAAACACCUGUUCCUAACCGACCAGGCAUUUGUCCAGCUGGGUUCGCCUGAGGACGCUGAGAUGUUGGUGAAGUAUUACAGCGUGAACCCGCUCACCAUCAAAGGGAGACCGAUCCGCCUCAACGUCUGCACCAAGUACAAGACCCUGACGGUGAACCGGAGACAAGGAGGAGACGGUCGAAGCCAGAGGAGCAGCAGCUCCGGAACCAGGACCUCCACCAACAACCCCCCCAGGACCUCCUCAUCCAAAUCCUCAUCCAGGACCAGAGAGGAGAAGAAGAAGGAGGAAGAGGAAGAGGAGCUGAAGCCUGAGGAGCAGCAACCUGCAGCAGAGGAGGAGGAGGUGUCAGGAGUGAUGGAUGGGGAGGAGGAGGAGGAGCAGGUGACUGAUGGAGAUGCAGAGGGGGAGGAGCCACAAGGAGCAGCAGAGGAGCAGGAGGAGGUCAAACAGGAGGAGGUUCCUGGCAGUGAUGAUGUCACCGAAGACCGACCUGGAGAUGUGGGCGGGGCUGAAGUUGAGGUCAGGCAGGAGGCGGAGCCAGAGGGACGGACAGAACGGACAGAAACCGACGUCUCUGCUGAGGAACCCGAGAACAAAGAAGAAGAACCGGACGCAGAACCAGGAGACGGUUCAGACACGGUGGAGGGAGAGCUACCUGCUGACCAGUUCGAUCGAGACUUCCUGGAGAACAUGGAGGACUUUGUGACGCUGGACGAACUGGACGAGGACGAGGACGAAGCAGACGGAGAGUCCGACUCCACCGACAACACCAGGAGAGGAGGUAUGAGAGUUGUGAACAUCGUGGGUUUCAGACGAGGUUACAACUUCAUGAACGAGCUUCAGGGACUCGCCAAACCUUUUGGGAAGGUGGUGAAACACUUGGUUCUGGACCUGAGACCAGAGGCGUACCUUCAGUUCACCACGGAAGAAGAAGCUCGAGCGAUGGCCAGCUUCUACAAUAGUAACAUCACAGCGUCGGUGUGCGGUCGACCGGUGAGAGUCAGUCACUCUCUGAGCUACCCAACCAUCCAGUGCGGAUCUAGCAGGGUGGUCUACGUGGGUCAGAUCCCCAACACUAAAUACUCCGACGACGCCAUCUUGAAACUGACGGAACCGUUCGGGAGAGUCAAGAAGUAUUUCCUCAACAGGCUGAAGAGAGAGUGUUUCAUAGAGAUGGAGAAAGCUGAGGAGGCAGAGAAAAUGGCAGAAGAUUGCAAAGCGAAUCCUCCGAGGUUCAACGGGAAACGUCUGACGGUCUACGUCAGCAGGAAGUACAGACGGCUCAAACACGGACAUCAAUGUCCAGACAGAACCAAGAGAGAGAACAGCAGCAUGUCUCCUAAAUCCUCCAAACAUCCUGAAGAACCUCCUGCUAAGAGAUCUAAGGAGGAGAAACCAGAGGAGGAGGAGCAGAAGGAGGAGGAGGAGAAGAAACCAGAGGAGGAGGAGAGACCAGAGGAGGAGCAGAAGGAGGAAGAAGAGGAGUAUAAGGAGGAACAGGAGAACAAAGAAGAAAAGUCUUCAGAGAAGAUUCUGGAAGUGUCUGAUCAGGAAGAGGCGGAGCUGAAGGAGGCGGAGCAGAUGGAGACGUCGUCCAAUCACAACGGAGAGACCGACGCCCCCCCGCCGGCUGAAAACAAACCCAGUGUGGCGUCUCUACCGCUGCCCCCCCACGAGCCCAACACGCCCAUCGGUGUUGAACACGUGAAGACGGGUUUUUACUGCCGAGUCUGUUUCCUGUUUUACUCCAACGAGGAGAUGGCCAAGAAGACGCACUGUAGCAGCAGGACGCACUAUGACAAGCUGCAGAAACAUCUGGAGAAGGAACAGACCAAAGCAGAGAAGAAGAAAGGGAAGAAGAUGAGCUUCUAGAAGAACUGAAGACUUUUCAUUCUACUUUUUAAUUUGGUCACAUGUUCAGACUUGUAAGACGAGUUAAAUGAACUCACGUCACAGUAAACAGAAGAUGAGUUCAGUCGUGUACUUUAAGCUCUUCAUCAAGUCUCAGAGCUGUUAUAAUGUGACAGGAACUACUUCCUGAGGAACAAGUGAAGUGUGAGACGGAUGGGUACUCUGUUGUUCGUCCAGAAAAUAGUUCCAACUCAAACUGGUUCUUACGUUCAGUUUCUGUAUGUAAACGAGUGACAUUUUAAACUUUCAAUGUCACGAAAUGGAAAAAGUGAAUUUCCUAAAAUGUCAAACUAUUCCUUCAUGUUUCUUUUCAUCAUCAUAGAGAAGAAUGUGUUAAACUUAUGUUGAUUUUUUGGAUUUAUGAAAUAAACCAGUUUCCUCAAAUGUGA